AUGACUAUCAAAGCCAUCAAAGACUUCCCGGAGGCGAGAGUUGACAUUGUUUUUGUCCACGGCUUGCAGACGGACCAGAAGUCCUGGACCAGUGAAGAUGGUGUUUACUGGCCGGCAACCCUUCUGCCUAAGCUGGUCAACAACGCCCGCAUUUUGGCAUACGAGUCUGAAGAUAUAACUGUGGAAAAGAUCUGGGAUACGGAAGAUUAUUUGAGUGAGAUUGCCAACGAACUGUGCGAUGAUCUUGUGGGCAUGCGUUCUGGCGAGGCGGCUCAGCGACCCAUCAUUUUCAUCGCCCAUUCUCUUGGUGGCCUGGUCUGUAAGCACGCCCUCAACCGAGCAGCCAACGACGAGGACAAGAAGCAAGUUGUGGAAAACGCCUUAGGUCUUAUGCUCCUUGGGACCCCAUACUAUACGCCUGCGAACAUUGGCGAAGCAGGCAAAUUCUUCCGCCUGGCCCAGCAGGAUGUUCCUGGACCUGAUGAGUUAGUGGCCAAGUCGCAGAACCUUUUCGAAUCGGGGCAAGAAUUUGAAGAUUUGAGGCAGAACGCUUCGCUGAAGUUGAAGAUCUUCUUCGAGGGUGCACCUACGAAGAUCAAUGACGAGGAAUUCAAGGUCGUCGAAUCGACCGUCGCUGCGUUGCCGGAUACCCAGAAGCAGACUCUUCGCAUCGGAUACAAUCAUCAUGGAAUGAGUUGCUUCAAGGAUGAGAAUGACAAGGAGUUCAAGAAGAUUUUCACUCCCCUGAAAACUUGGUUGGGAAGCAUCCCGGAGCCGGAAGAGAAGGGCGCGGUGAACUAUAACUCGACGUCUACUUUCGACCGGUCUACCAACAAUGGUUGGCAGCUGGGACAAAACGCUGGAAAUGUCAACGGGUUUACUAUCAAUCAGAAGGGUAAAUAG
Molecule: messenger RNA, 903 nt
Organism: Aspergillus piperis CBS 112811
Lineage: Eukaryota; Fungi; Ascomycota; Eurotiomycetes; Eurotiales; Aspergillaceae
Product: esterase/lipase family protein
Exons: 4
Coding region: 1-903 (300 amino acids)
Source: RefSeq, a predicted model, not a curated record